AUCCAGAUGCCACUGCUUACUAAUUCUUUCUUCCACUGAUACAAAAUACUCAGCUUUUACAUGAUAUCUUGAUGAUAAUAACUGAUCGAAUCAGAUAGUGUAACAUUGAUUGCUAAUGUUAAUGUAUACUGCUUUUAGCGUGGUAUUAUUCACAUCAAGAUGUAGGAGAAGUGAAGAUCGCAGGAAUAUUCAAUGUUCAUCUUAAGGGCAAUCUUGGAAAAGGCUACUUCAAACGCUGUGGUAUCAUCGAUCCUCAAUACGGAAUUAUGUUUGUCGAAGCCAUGCUAUUCGCGUUAGACCGUAUAAACAAUGAUACUUCAAUACUUCAUGGAUUGAAACUGCGCACGCGGAUUUACGAUACGUGCGGGGACAAGCGGUACUUGCGCAAUGUUCUAGUGUAUGUGGCAAGGUACUCUCCUCAAGGCGUUGUAGGCCCCCAAUAUUCGGACGAUGCAAUAACAACCGCAACGGUUAUGAACAUCUUCGGUAAAAAUACCAUCAGCUACGCUGCAACAAGCCCGGAUUUAGAAAACCGCAUCCGGCAUGGCUAUUUUUACCGCACGGUACCAUCAGAUUACAACGCUGUGAAGCUUUUGGUGAGUUUGGCGUUGAAAUUCAAAUGGAAUUACAUUGCACUUAUCAGUUCAGAAGGAAACUAUGGUCAAAGAUCAUCAGAUCUUUUUCGAGAUUCUGCAACAAAACAAGGAAUUUGCAUCCCUAUAGACAUGACGAUAUCAGAGGAUGCCAAAACCGGUGACUACGAAUACAUACUGCAGACGAUUAAGAAGCAAAGCGCUAUUAAGGUUGUGUAUCUGUUGUUGACAGACAACCAUCUAAAAAUUUUCUUUGAAGUUGCUCAGAAGUUGAAAGAAGAUAUCGGGUAUCUGCAGUUUGUCGCAAGUGACGGGUGGGGAACAAGAUCUUUUGUGGCAUCAGGAAAAACAGUUGCAAAUGGAACAAUUACUUUUCAGGUGGAUCACAGCGAAGUUAGGGAAUUCAGAGAAUAUUUUCUCAAACUCAAGCCUGCAACAAACAAAAGAAAUGUUUGGUUUGAGCAGUUCUGGGAGGAAACGUUUAACUGUACGUUUAAGAACUCAACAGUCCAGAAAUCCUGCACUGGUGAUGAAGAACUUACGGACGGAGUAGGUUAUUACAGCCAGACACCAGUCCUAUCAGUUAUAAAUGCCAUGUAUGCAUAUGCCUAUGCGUUUGAAAAAGUAAUCUGGUAUGAAUGCCUGAAGAAAAACAAAACAGUCGAUUACUGCAGCAAGAAUAACGCCAUGCUACAAAAGCUUACUAGUUACAGAGCAAUAUUAUUCUAUGUUCGAAAUACGCGGUUCAAGGAGCCAUUCAGGAACAAAAUCUUUAAAUUUUCAGCAUCAGGGGACUACGAUGAAGAUUACAAAAUCUACAACUUUCAAAUGCCAAACAACACAACUCAAGGAAUAUUUAAAGAAGUAGGGAGGUGGAACAACGUUGACAACAAAACAGUGGUAUUUAGAAAUACUGUGCAAAACAUUCCCCUUCAACCAGAGACGUGGCGCCUGAACAUUGAUGCUGAUAGAAUAGGCUGGAAAUCUAACGCAUUGCCAGUUUCAGUCUGUAGUAGACCAUGUGAUCCGGGACACGUCCAGCAUUUCAGAUCAGUCUGCUGCUGGACCUGUGUUGCAUGUAAAAGAAAUGACGUCAUAAGGAACAACACUUGCCUGUCCUGUCAUCUGACGGCAGCGCCAGACCCCUCCAGGAGAUACUGCAACGCAUUGCCUGUAAAAACAAUUGCUAUGUACAAACACAUAUCGGUAACUAUUCUCUCCGUAUCAAUCCUCGGAAUAUUUGCUACGUCUGCAGUAGGGGCCUUGUUCUUGAAGAACUUCGACCGGCGCAUCGUCAGAGCAUCAAGCCGUGAAUUAUGCCUUCUAAUGCUUCUAGGCAUAAUUUGUGCGUAUGCCUCUCCAAUCGCUUUCAUUAUCAAACCCAGUUCAAUGGUCUGCAACUUACAACGAGUAAUUGUUGGCAUUGGUUUAACUUCGUGCUACGCGCCGCUGCUGUUGCGGACAAACAGGAUUUAUAGGAUUUUCAAGAGUGCCAAGACCACAGCCUCUCGUCCGUCCAUGAUCAGCCCUCGAUCUCAAAUUGCCAUGUCAAUGGGGACCUCAGGAAUCGGCAUUUUGAUCGGCCUCGUAUCGAUUCUUGGGCGUGAUUCACAGAUAAACACCGCAUACCCAAGUCACAGGGAAUUCGUCGUUCAGUAUUGCGAGUUAAAUGCACAGACGAUGAUCGUUAACUUGUCCUUUAGCUCAGCCUUAAUGAUUGCUACAACAUGGUUUGCCUUCAAAACGAGAAACUUCCCAAAGAACUAUAAUGAAGCAAAGUACAUUGGGUUGACAAUGUACGUUACAUGCCUUGUUUUGGCAGUUGUAUUGCCGCUGUUCCUGUUUAUAAAUGACGAAGAAGGGAAAUCACGUACAUUGACUUUAUGCUCCCUUUGUUUGAUAACAGCGUCAGUCAACUUGCUUGGACUGUUUGGCAAUAAAGUGAAACUGCUUCUGUCGAAAAAUGCCGUCGAAAUAGAUACAAACAUUGCGACGUUGGAAACCACAAGAACCAAUAUGCAAAGAAUUGGAGUUACGGUCAGUUUUAAUGACAAGACUGAAUUUAGGGGUGAAACACGCUGUGAUCGGACAACAAUUACGCCAACCGCGUAACUGUGCUCGAAAUUUCAGAAGAACGAUACUGGGCUUAGCAUCAUUUUGCAAUCAGUAACCAUCUGUAUUAUAACUGAGCCCUAAAAGGACAACAAAAUUAGCAAACCAUAGUAUUUUUCUUUCUCAUCCUUAAGAAACUGCUCGAAAAUCUUUGUUUUAAAGAUGGGUUUGAAUGAUUCUUCUCUGCGAUUAGGCACCAAUUUUCUAUUUUACAAAGAUGAACAAAAGAAGUGUUUCUUUUGACUUUGUAGGUGUUCUGCUUCGUGUUGUCUCACAUUAAAUGUUUAUUUCUUAAAAAAAUAUCUCUUAAUGAUUUGAUAUUUAAGGCAACUUUAAGAAACUUUUACACUGAGAUUAACAAAAGAAACUGCGAGCUUAUCCCGAGUUCAGUUUCUUAUAAAAAUGAAUAACACAGUUAAACAUGUCAUUGGUUGUUAAGAUAGAACUAUAGCCUUUUAGCAAACAAGAAUUGAUGAUAUGAAUGCUGUUCAACCGGCAUCUUAGCUUACUUUGUACCAAAAUGGUAAUGAGCUAAUGAGGUAUAGGCAGCGAUGAUCACAAAAACCUUCUUCUCCUCAUAUAUAAGAAGAGGCAUAUAAAAAUACUACUCGGAUGUAAUUUGAUUUUCUUUUUCAUUUACGAAAUACUUCACAUCAAUAAACUGCAUCUCAAAGAUCUUUAUCCUGCCAUCAUUAUUGGAUAAAUAUGAAAUUUAUAAAAAGUCUAACAAGAAUAUGUUAUAGCAAUACAUGAAUAACCAGUAAACAAAAUUACCCCAGUGACUGCAAAAAACUGAAACAACACACAAACUUACUGAAAAAUCUUCAGUACAGACAUCUAAGUCAUUUACCAAAAAAUACUUUAAAAAGGAUGAAAUCUUUUAGGAGUGAUUUUGGAAUGGCUACAUUUUAUUGCAUUUUAUCAUCAAAUCGAAAACCUCACUGAAAAGGACUUAAUAAGCAAUUCAAGUACUUCAUAAAGGCAUGAAAACUGUUCGAGGCUUAUUUAACUCGCUUUAUUAAAAACAGGAAACAGAGUUUAUAAAUCCUUUAGUUUGCUUUAGCAGCAAUUAUUGAUGUUAGUUUGCUUUAUUGUAAUGAUGUUAUAUAAAGUAGAGUAAGGAGAAACAGAGUUAGUUAGAGAGAAGCGUGGUGCUUGCGAAAAGCCACUGCUGUCAAACAUGUAGACACUCACUCGCACACACACAAAGAACAGUCAUGGAUUGAAAGGCUAAGAAAGGGCUGAUGACAUUCAACCUGAGUGGCUUGUGAAAGCACUCGAGGUUUCGUUUCAUAUAUAUAUAAUUUAAUGGCGUAACAGUUCUUGUGAAAGGCUGUUUAGUACCUAAGUUUCAAUAUUGUAUAAAAGGACGUCUUAGCUUUGGAUGGAAUAAAAGGAAUUGAUUUUGUGUGUCAAAACGUGUCGUUUAUUCGCUCGGUCAAUCGCUCAUACAACGGAUGGUGUCAGAAGUUUUACAAUUAUGUAUCAGUAGCAAAUUUUACAAUGGUGUCAGAGAUGGGAUGCACAAAUUGUACGAAUUGUUCGGGACUCACGGAUUGUUCAAAUUUUACGAGAUCUUUGAUUGUGCAACAUGUACGAAGCGUUCGAAUGGGGCUGGAAACAGACCCGAACCCAAACUUUUGAAGACUCAGCUCGGAGAAGCAUUCAGCUCUUCAUUUACUAAAAGCGACGUCUAUAUGUCAUGUGAGCAUACCAAGGUGAAUACCCUAAAACAGCAUUUGAAGAAUCUGUACGUGAAGAGAGCAUGUGUUUUUACGAUGGAAGGCAACGAACAACUGUUCAUAGAGACUAUGGUUCGCAUACCCUAAAUACCAUCCAGAGAUGCAUAGUCGAACCAAACAGAAGCUGGCAACUAUUUCAAUCACGGGACUUGUCGAUUUCUAUUUUACGGACACAAAAUAUUCAUUGGACGUUUAAUUAAUAUUUCAUCAGAUUCACUUUAAGAAUCGAGGACGAUUCAUUUUCCUUGAUAGGGAGGUAUGUAAUAUAGGUACUUAUUUCAUUUUAGGUCAGUCUUGCGUUUAUGCUGAUGUCUAUCUCGAGCCUUCUUAUUCUGAUGUCUAUCUCAAGCCUAAAAAGCUUAACAACAUUUAUUAUUUUGUCUUAUUAUUGAAUGUGCAAUGAAUUUCACAAAUGCAAAGUUAGAUUCUAGCCGUUCUUUGGAAGUUGCCUGGCAACCUCUAUUGAAGUAUUGGAUAACCUUCGUUUGCAAUAUUGGGUAUUUUCUUUCAAAGCGUUAUGGAGUAAGAUUAGAGCCGGAUACAAGAAAUGACAACCGAAAGUGUAAAGGUAAACUUAAAAACAAAUUGUAGGAAAGAUAUUGACUUCGGAUGCAUGAGCCAUUGAAUUUUUUAGGGAACUGGCAAAGCUGUGUAAAUAGUAAGCGAAAAUCAUGCAAACGAUCUAGGCAGUUGCAAGCAAAAUUUGAGUGUGUGGAUAAAGACAAGAUGUUUUCCUCAUACCAAACUGACAGUUACUUCGGUAAAUGACUCUUUUGUGGAGAGAUGCAGUUACAAAUGGUUGGCUAGGAAAGUAAUCAGUAGCAUCUCAAUAUAAACUACUCAUGAUAAGAGAUAACGUUGUAACAACUCUACACAUAGCUGUAUCCAUCUCAAGGUCACGGGAACAAAGCAAAGCAAGACGAUAUGGCCAAAAUGAUAAUAAAGUUGCUUAUACUCGUUCUUUCUACAGUUUUCAGUUCAGGUAAGGGAAUUAUCUGUUUAACGUAAACAACGAAAUCUUUAGUAGCUUCAAAAAGGACUUGUUCUUUAUAUGUUGCAGUCAAGGGAAGUCCUGAAAAUCCUGGAUCUAAAUUUUCCGAUAAAUAUUGCAGAGAAUUCUGGCCCACUUCUAAAGCUUUUUAACUUGAUCUGCACCGUUCCAGCCACAGAAAUCUCUCUUUGUCCAACACAAAACGGAUUUCCUGAAAGAAAUAUUUUAUUAAGAUUGCCUAUAUUUACAGCUUUUGCCAAUCGUGAAACCUCGGUAAAAGGAGCAGAACUUUUUUAUGAUAAGGGUAGAAAGAGGACAGAUGAUAACGAUAAAGAAUUUUUAGCAUGUUUUAAAUGGGGAAAAUAAUCAUUCAUACAUCCAGAAUUCUGCAAUAUGUUGAAACAAAACUUUGUCUCACAGAACUAGAUUUCUAGAAGUUGUAUUUCUAGUCUAUAUUGCUAGUAUCUUUGUCAAUGGUAGAAUCCUUGGCAAAUGUCUUUGAAAACUAACUCUACUCAGUUUCAAAGGCAGAUUCAGCCAUCCUCCUGUCCCUCCAGGAACAAUGUUUGUGUACCAUAGGAAAACGAAGAAGGUUACGGAGUACACAAAAAAUACAGAGAGAUAUUGAAAACUCAAACAUUUUGAAAUCAAAUACACCUGUCUUAAAGAUAUCAUUUGUAAAAGAUCUGAUUGGCUCUCUAUGUAAGUGAAUUCUAUUCUUUUGCUUGCACAACAGCAAAGCUUACUGUACGCACAGAGCGUUUGAAUAAGUGACUGCAUUCAGUGUUUUUCUAACUCUGCUUUUAUGGUAUCUAA
This is a messenger RNA of Rhopilema esculentum, 6254 nucleotides long. NCBI's taxonomy places the organism in Eukaryota, Metazoa, Cnidaria, Scyphozoa, Rhizostomeae, Rhizostomatidae. The record is from RefSeq and is a predicted model, not a curated record.